AUGGCUCAAGAAGAACAAGUUCAAGUCCCAAUGAAUGAAGAAAAACCAGAAAUUCCAAUGAAUGAAGAAGAACCAAAAAAGAUAAUUGUCAAAAAACACCGUCUUAUUGUAGAAGAAAGUAAAGAAGAUGAUAUGUCAAUUGUGUAUAUGAAUCCACAAAGAAUGGAAGAAUUAAAUUUUUUUGAAGGGGAUAGUAUUUUGAUUAAAGGAAAAAGAAGAAAAAGUACUAUUUGUAUUGUUAUGGCAGAAGAAGGAUUAACAGAAAAUAUGAUUCGACUUCAUCGAAUGACUAGAUAUAAUUUAAAAGUUAAAUUAGGUGAUG
This is a messenger RNA of Entamoeba dispar SAW760, 322 nucleotides long. RefSeq lists its product as uncharacterized. The transcript has a single exon. The record is from RefSeq and is a predicted model, not a curated record. The annotation marks the transcript as partial. Lineage: Eukaryota; Evosea; Mastigamoebida; Endamoebidae.